Micromonas commoda is the source of this 771-nucleotide messenger RNA. RefSeq lists its product with no specific name. The coding region runs from base 21 to 731 and encodes 236 amino acids. The record is from RefSeq and is a predicted model, not a curated record. Lineage: Eukaryota; Viridiplantae; Chlorophyta; Mamiellophyceae; Mamiellales; Mamiellaceae. The transcript has a single exon.
GCGCGACGCGCCGUCGGACGAUGUCCAGGGAUCGAGCGCCCGCCACCGCGAGGCUCGCGGUCCUCCUCGCGGUCCUCCUCGCGCCCGCCCCGCGACGCGGGCGGCACCCAGGGUUCGAUUUCAACAACGGCGUGCUCCUCGCCAUGGCUGCGACCAACACCGCGGACGAUAACCCGCUGUCCAUCACCGAGUCCACCACCACGGACGGUCGCGUGUGCUCUGUGGGUCCGUACGGCUGGUUCUGCGACCCGCCCGCGGUUGAGAACGACGUGACGUACUACACCCCGCCCGAGGGAGGGUACAAGGGGUACCUCGACCAGAACAGGCUGCUGGGCGCGGUGCCGGAGGGCCUCCCGCCGCUGUGCAUCGACGAGUGCACCGACGACUGCCGGCCGCCGUGCCCGGUGGAGUGCGUCAAGACCAAGUUCAACACGAGGAGCGUGGCGCUGGAGACGGGAACCGCGGGCGUCAAGGUGGCGCACCAGUUCUUCGUCAACCCUUACAACGGAAGCGACGCGCACCCCGGGACAAGGGAGAAGCCGUGGGAGACUCUCAAACGCGCAGAGGCGCAGGUGCGGUUCCUGCGAGUGCAGAACACGGAGGCGCCCGACAGCGUCAAGCUGCUGGAGCCCGUGCAGAUAUGGAUCAGGAGCUUCGAUCCCUCGCAGCUGGAGGACCCGAAGUCCCAGCUGGAGAACGCCAGGUACAUGGGCUUCACCAUAGACGAGUAGCGAGACUAGUAGUUCUACGAAUAUUUAGCCAACUUUGUUC